AUGGGAGAGCACAAACAGGAUGACGCUGAGCAUGUCGACGAAGUCAUUGAAUCCUUCGACGACCUGCCCUUGCACGAAAACUUGUUGCGCGGUAUAUAAAUUUUUUCAACAGAAGUGCUUCCAUAGUGAGAAAUGGUACGCAGACCCAGAUUAUUAUUGAAUUUGAUGACUAUGUUCGAUUGCAAUGCAAAACUUCAAUUACAGGUAUCUACUCUUACGGUUUCGAGAAGCCUUCCGCCAUUCAGCAGCGCGGUAUCAAACCGCUCCUGAUCGGACGUGACACCAUCGGGCAGGCCCAGUCCGGUAUCGCAUAGUUUCUCAAAUAAUCUUCUUCGCGGUUUUUCUAUGACAGGGUUGCAUGAGGAACUUUUUUUUGCAUGAAACCAUCUGACAGUGCAGCAUCAAUCUAUAAUCUCUGAAAACAAUUCAGGUACCGGUAAGACCGCCACGUUCGUGAUUGGAUCGCUGCAGAAGAUCGACUAUGCAGAACGCACCACCCAGGUGCUCAUCCUCGCGCCGACGCGUGAGUUGGCCAUGCAGAUCCAAAAGGUACAUAAAGUGCACUUCAGGCACGCGUGGUUCGAUUUAGAAUGCUUUCUAGGGACGUCCGCCGACUUUGAGCCGGCGUCUCGGAGGUGUUAAGAGUCUUGACUCUUGCGCAGGAAGGAGUGCGCCGGAUAUGAAUAGUUCCCCAUGCCUGCCUACGAAAUCUAAAUUUGAAACGCGAACUUGCGGUCUUUUUGCACAUCUUGACAUUGACAUGUUCCAAAAAACCACCCACCCUUCUCCCACUCACAGGUCGCCCUUGCUUUGGGAGACUACUUGAAGGUUCGUUCCCACGCCUGCAUCGGAGGUACCGUGAUCCGCGACGACUUGGAGCGUUUGCGCGACGGCCAGCAGCUGAUUGUCGGGACCCCGGGUCGUGUCAUGGACAUGAUUCAGAAACGCCAUUUGAAGGUCGACGACAUCCAGUUGUUCGUCUUGGAUGAAGCCGAUGAGAUGUUGUCUCGUGGGUUCAAGGAGCAGAUCUAUGACAUCUUCAAGUUCCUCCCGCCGAACGUAUCAUAUUGUUGAUUUGUGAUGCGAUUGUUUUACCGUUCGGUCAUUUUUUAGAUGCUAGCCGCGCUCGGGUUUGGAUACGGAAAAAGUCGCAGUUGUAUCGUAAUUGCACUCAAAUUCAAAUACCAGGUGCAAGUCGCUCUCUUUUCCGCCACCAUGGCUCCGGAUAUUUUGGACCUGACAUCGAAGUUUAUGCGCAACCCGGUGCGAAUUCUGGUCAAGAAGGACGAAUUGACCUUGGAGGGUAUCCGUCAGUUCUACAUCGCCAUCGAGAAGGAGGACUGGAAGCUCGGUAUUUUUAUUGAUGUUUUUUUUGAAACUAUAUCACACGGGCUUGGCGCUGGAUGUGUCUAUUCACACACUGUGAAUGAUUUCUGGUGUGGCGCAGGAUGUGUGUCUGCAGGGAGAGAUAGAGUUGUUUCUAGUGCUGGUUUCUCGCUGCGCUGAGAUUCUAAAUGAUGCAAACUUAGCGAACGGGCGGACGGAUCGUGUGGAGAUUUUCACAUGAGAUGCCGAUUGUUCGAAUGUGUACACUCGUUGGCUGAAUUUGUAGAUCCAACAGAUUUAAGCGCGCGUUGUAGGCAGGGUCUAUAAUUGUCGCUUGCGCAACUCCUGUAGCUUAUUCUCCGUGAUGCAAAUUAGCGAACGGGCGGACGGAUUGUGCGCUCGUGCGCAUGAAAUGCCGAUCGUUCUAAAGAUUGUACACUCGUUGGCUGAUGUUUGGAACGGUAAUGGAUGAAAAGUGCUUGAUUUAGAACUGCACCUCGGAGCGGAAUGUUAUUGCGCACUUUUCCUCCUUUUGUGUGAUCCUGCACCAUUAACUGUGUUGACUCUUUCUCUGUGUGAUGAAAGUUGCGAACGGGCGGACGGAUCUUUGCUGGGGGCACAUGUCCACUUCAAAAUGCCGAUCGUUCUAAAUAUUGUACACUCGUUGGCUGACAAGGACAACUCCGCUCACUCUCUAAAAGUUAGUAUUGCGCUCAGAUAAAAAUCCUACCUCAGACACAGCAUACCAAAAUACAGCAGAUGUAAGAGGAUUUUUAGAGUUUUUUUCGAAAUCAAAAAACGUUCCCUCUAAUUCACAAAAACAGACACGCUGUGCGACCUCUACGAGACGUUGACGAUCACGCAGGCGAUUAUCUACUGCAACACGCGUCGGAAGGUCGACUGGCUGGCUGACAAGAUGGCGCAGCGCGAUUUCACCAUCAGCAUCAUGCACGCCGAAUUGGACCAGAAGGACCGUGACCGCAUUAUGCGUGAGUUCCGAUCCGGCUCCAGUCGCGUCCUCAUCUCCACGGAUUUGUUGGCACGAGGUAAUAAAGAACUUUUCGGUUGUAUUAGCUGUGCGUUGCUCUUUUUUAUUUUUCAAAAGAGCAAAUAAUGAGAAUGCUCUGCUGUUAUUCUCGAACGUUGCAAUAUCCGAUCGAAAUAGAAAUACAAUCAUUUACGUCAUACCAGGUAUCGAUGUGCAGCAGGUCUCUCUGGUGAUCAACUACGAUUUGCCGGCCAACAUCGAGAACUACUUGCACCGUAUCGGUCGAUCCGGUCGUUUCGGUCGUAAGGGUGUCGCCAUCAACUUUGUCACCAACCAGGACGCUCGUCACAUGAAGGACAUCGAAAACCACUACCACACCCAGAUUGACGAGAUGCCGAUGGACAUCGCGGAUCUCAUCUAG
Molecule: messenger RNA, 2735 nt
Organism: Amoebophrya sp. A120
Lineage: Eukaryota; Dinophyceae; Syndiniales; Amoebophryaceae
Source: the annotation of a GenBank genome assembly